AAUCCAGAAAAUUAUGAUUCCCACCAACAUCUUUAUCGCAGCGUGGAUGUUUAUUAAUUAUUAUUACAGCCAGUUACAUAUACUUGUAGUAUCAGUUACUGCAAAACAAUUUUACAAUUAAAAAUAAAAUUUUAGGAAUAUUUGAAAUGAAGAAAACUGUAGAAAAAGUAACCGUAAUAUAUAUGAUCCGGCAUCCGGAAAAGCCGUAAAAAGUUAAAACCCUCUCCCUUCCACCAUUGUCGCCGAGCUAAAAAGUGAGCAAAUCUCCAUUUUCUCUCUCCUCCAACACACUCUCUCUCUCAUGGAGAAUUCCUCUAACCAGACCAUGACCCGGACCAGCUAUUCCAACCACGCGCCAGCUCAAAUUUAGCUCUCGCUCCGUUGACUCCAACCUCACAAUUUCUUCUCAAUUUCAGCGAUUCUUUUUCGCGAAUUCGUCCCCCAUUUUUCGGCUCAGAUCUCCCGGCGGCGGCGAUGGACGAGGACGACAAGGCCGCGCUGUCUCGGAAAUUGAUCGAUCUGAUUGGCGAAAUCUCGGCGUUUUCUGACUACAGAACUACCGUGAAGAGGCAGUACACCAAUCUAGCUCGGCGGCUGAAGCUGUUGACCCCAAUGUUCGAAGAGAUUCGCGAUAGCAAAGAGCCGCUGCCCGAGGACUCCAUCAGAGGGCUGGAGGCGCUCGCGAGCGCGCUGGAGUCGGCCAAGGAGUUGCUCCGCUUCGGCAGCGAGGGCAGCAAGAUUUAUCUGGUCUUAGAGAGAGAUCAAAUCAUGAAUAGAUUUCAAGAAGUGACAGCUGAGUUGGAGCAAGCUCUGAGUGGCAUUUCCUUUGAGAAACUCGACAUAUCAGAUGAAGUGAAGGAACAGGUUGAGCUUGUUCUUGCUCAGUUCAGAAGAGCCAAGGGGAGGAUAGAUGCACCGGAUGUUGAACUGUAUGAGGAUCUUAUGUGUAUUUACAACAAGAAUAAUGAUGCUGAAGAAGAUAUAGAUGUAUUAAGGAGAUUGGUUGAUAGGCUACAGCUUAGUGGUAUUGCUGACUUAACUCAAGAAUCAUUAGCUUUGCAUGAGAUGGUAGGAGCCACUGGUGGAGACCCAGAGGAGAGCAUAGAGAAGAUGUCAAUGCUGUUAAAGAAAGUUAAGGAAUUUGUGCAGACAACAAAUCCAAAUAUUGAUUCUGCCGCAGCCGAGAAUUCUUCCCCUACAAGUAGUGGUGGAAAAGCACUGACUGAAGCAAAUCAGAAAAACCUUGUUAUACCGGAUGACUUUCGAUGUCCUAUCUCCUUAGAGCUGAUGAAGGAUCCUGUCAUUGUCUCAACAGGACAGACUUACGAAAGGUUGUGUAUCGAGAAAUGGCUGGAAGCAGGGCAUAGUACCUGUCCUAAGACACAGCAAGCUCUCACUAGCACUGCUCUAACACCAAAUUACGUUCUUCGAAGUCUCAUAGCACAAUGGUGCGAGGCAAAUGGCAUCGAACCACCCAAGAGACCAGGCAGCUCUCGCCCCUCUAAGCCUGGAUCUGCAUGCUCCCCAGCGGAGCGAUCCAAGAUAGGAGCCCUUCUCUGUAAGCUUACAUCCGGCAACCCUGAAGAUCAACGGUCGGCAGCAGGUGAAAUCCGCCUCCUUGCAAAGCGUAAUGCUGACAACCGUGUGGCUAUAGCUGAAGCCGGCGCCAUCCCUCUGCUCGUCCAGCUUUUAUCGACUCCUGAUUUUCGCACACAGGAGCAUGCCGUUACUGCGCUUCUCAACCUUUCCAUAUGCGAAGAUAACAAGGGAAGCAUAAUAUCUUCUGGUGCAGUGCCUGGUAUAGUUCACGUGCUCAAGAAAGGGAGCAUGGAAGCACGGGAAAAUGCUGCAGCCACGCUGUUCAGCCUCUCGGUAAUAGACGAGAACAAGGUAACCAUCGGCUCUUCAGGGGCGAUUCCGCCAUUGGUGACACUUCUGAGCGAGGGCACCCAACGGGGAAAGAAAGAUGCCGCGACGGCGCUCUUCAACUUGUGCAUAUACCAAGGAAACAAGGGUAAGGCUGUGAGGGCGCGCGUCAUUCCAACGCUGAUGCGAUUGCUCACCGAACCUCAAGGCACCAUGGUGGACGAAGCGCUCGCGAUUCUGGCAAUACUGUCCAGCCAUCCCGAAGGAAAGGCAGCCAUAGGAGCUGCCGACGCAGUACCCGUUUUGGUGGACGUAAUCGGCAACGGCUCACCUAGGAACAAAGAAAACGCGGCAGCCGUGCUGGUGCACCUCUGCUCCGGCGAUCAGCACCACCUUGCCGAUGCACAGGAGCUAGGCGUGAUGGGGCCGCUGCUCGAUUUGGCGCAGCACGGCACGGAUAGGGGCAAGCGGAAAGCUGCCCAGCUGCUGGAGCGGAUGAACAGAUUUGUGGAGACGCAGAAGGCAGCGCGGGCGGCGCAGGCGGAAAAUCAGAUGGCGUCGCAAGCGCCGUCGGCAGGCAAUGCUGAGAAUAGUUGAUGAUUCUUGUUUUUGUGUUGAUUGCUAUUUGGGGUUUGUUGGUUUGAGUUAUAGCUUGGUUAGAAGGGCGAAGGUGGAAGAUCACCUGCCCCAUCCUAAUUAAAGUAAUUUAUUGGUUUUAAGUAGAGAGCAGGGAGCAGAAAGUAAAAGUGGCCAAGCUAUGACAUUGUGAAUGCUAAUUGAACCAUGUAUAAUACAAGUGUAAUCAUCCCAACCUUUUAUUUUACAACAUUGCUGUCUUCA
Salvia miltiorrhiza (redroot sage) is the source of this 2706-nucleotide messenger RNA. RefSeq names its product U-box domain-containing protein 13. The transcript is spliced from 4 exons. Gene Ontology annotation, cellular component: cytoplasm; nucleus. Gene Ontology annotation, molecular function: ubiquitin-protein transferase activity; protein binding. NCBI's taxonomy places the organism in Eukaryota, Viridiplantae, Streptophyta, Magnoliopsida, Lamiales, Lamiaceae. Bases 475 to 2463 code for a protein of 662 amino acids. Gene Ontology annotation, biological process: protein ubiquitination; cell surface receptor signaling pathway. The record is from RefSeq and is a predicted model, not a curated record.